This is a messenger RNA of Penicillium roqueforti, 3450 nucleotides long. RefSeq names its product plasma-membrane proton-efflux P-type ATPase. Gene Ontology annotation, biological process: regulation of intracellular pH; proton export across plasma membrane. The coding region runs from base 1 to 3450 and encodes 1149 amino acids. The transcript has 4 exons. The record is from RefSeq and is a predicted model, not a curated record. Gene Ontology annotation, molecular function: ATP binding; ATP hydrolysis activity; P-type proton-exporting transporter activity. Lineage: Eukaryota; Fungi; Ascomycota; Eurotiomycetes; Eurotiales; Aspergillaceae. Gene Ontology annotation, cellular component: plasma membrane.
AUGGCCAGACCCAAGGUUGACCCGAUGGAUCAGCGGAACGCACCUCUCAGGAGUCAUCCGCCCGGACCUCCCUUUCCUGAAGCCAGGGACGAGCAUGGUUCUCGUAUUGUUUUUAUUCCGCCGUGUGGAACUUUCUCUGAGAGCGACCAACGGGGCCGUUCCCAGGAACAGAACCAGGAGCAUAACCAAUCUCACAGUCCUUUCAAGCGACGAGACCAUUCUGAACUGCCUCCCAUUCAGACCAGUCUCCUGGCAGGGGUGGUUUCAGAUUCCUCGACUCGCCCUUCAGGUAAUUCGAAUUCAGGCCCUAGUGGAGAGCAGCCUUUCCUGUCCAAGCUCCUCGACAAAUCUCCAUUCCAUCCGAACAAGACCACCACUUCCGGAGAGGAAAAUAAAGGCCAUAUUCAGUCGAAGCACGAUGGUUCCCAAGAAUCCAAGGAUGAAGAGGAAUAUUACAAGUUUCGUGCCAGCUUGAGCAACAGCUUGGAGGACACUUCUCCUAUUGAACAGCAAGACGAAAGUGGACAGAGCGACAGCUUGCUAUCCGAGAAGAAAGAUCAGGUUAGACUGUUCCGUUCCAGUCUACUUGCUGGUGCCAAGGCCCAGGAAGAUCGACGCCGUUCCAAGCGCACUCCGACAUCCCCUGACCAUCCUCAAAUUGGUCCUAAUGCGGUUUCCGAAUCUGAAACGCAUGCUUCCAUCGUUAGCGAGAGCAAAGACUGCGUCAUUGGCGUUAAAGAGAACGACGACUUUUCUCUCCCGGAGACAUUGAAACCUAUGACCUCUUUCCAGGAAGAGAGCGAAGAAUCUCUGGAUUGCCUCAUUGAUGAACUGGAGGCCGAAGAUGGCAAUGAACCUGACGAUGAUGCAACCACUCUCCGAGCUGGGGAAAUUCGCCCAUUCCCUCCUUCCCUGCUGGAAACCAAGGUCGACGAGGGCCUCAACGACGCAGAGGUGACCGUUCGGCGCAAGAAGUAUGGCUGGAAUCGCAUGAAGGAGCAGAAACGGAACCAUUUCCUCAAAUUCAUCUCCUUCUUCAAUGGCCCAGUCCAGUGGGUCAUGGAGGUUACCAUUCUUCUAGCUGGCGGCCUGCAAGAUUGGAUAGAUUUCGGAAUCAUUUGUGCCCUGCUCAUACUAAAUGCCGCGGUCGGAUUUGCCCAGGAAUACCAAGCGGGGAACAUUGUCGAGAGCCUCAAGGUAACUCUUGCCCUGAGAUCUCUGGUCGUUCGUAACGGUUGCAUCGUGGAGAUAAAUGCCGAAGACCUCGUUCUUGGUGAUAUCAUUCACGUGGAAGAUGGCACCAUCAUCCCGGCAGAUGGCAGACUGGUAUGCGACAAGGCCUAUAUUCAGGUUGAUCAGUCUGGAAUCACGGGGGAAUCUCUCGCUGUGGAUAAACACAAAGGUGACCCUGUCUUUUCUUCUUCGGUAGUCAAACGCGGGGCUGGAAUCAUGGUUGUGACGGCCACUGGUGAUCACACCUUUGUCGGAAAUGCAGCGGUCCUGGUUAACAAGGCUGGCAAUAACGAUGGCCACUUUACUCGGGUACUGCGCGAAAUGGCCCGUGUUCUUCUGAUUCUGGUGCUUCUCACCCUGCUGGUUGUGUGGAUCAGCAGUUAUUAUCGCUCAAAUCCGAUUGUCCAGAUACUUGAGUUCACGGUCGCAAUCACCGUGAUCGGAGUCCCCGUCGGUCUUCCCGUGGUUGUCACCACGACAAUGGCCGUUGGUGCGUCUUACCUGGCCAAGCAUCAGGCUAUUGUGCAAAAGCUCUCAGCUAUCGAGUCAUUGGCUGGAGUGGAGAUCCUCUGUUCAGACAAAACGGGAACACUCACUCGUAACAGAUUGAAAUUGGGAGUUCCAUAUGUAACCCCCGGAAUGAGUGCGGAAGAGCUUAUGCUGACUGCGUGUCUUGCGGCAACUCGGAAAAAGGGCGGCGUCGAUGCCAUCGACAAGGUAUUCCUCAAAGGUCUUCGCCACUACCCGUGGGCCAAAUCUCAGAUCGCCUCGUACAAGACUCUUGACUUUUCUCCAUUUGAUCCGGUGUCAAAGAAGGUCACUGCCUAUGUGCAAGCUCUGGAUGGUGAGAAGGUCCUUUGUGUCAAGGGUGCUCCUAUGACCAUCCUGAGAACAGUGGAGAAGGAAACCACAUUGUGCGAGCCGUUCUUCAAGGAAUAUGAGGAUAAGGUCACCGAGUUUGCUAGUCGAGGAUUUCGUGCACUCGGAGUUGCCCGCAAGCGUCAAGGACGGCCAUGGGAGAUUCUGGGAAUCAUGCCAUGCCUGGAUCCCCCACGCCAUGACACUGCUAAGACACUUGCCGAAGCUCAAGAACUGGGACUCUCUGUCAAGAUGCUCACUGGGGAUGCGGUGGCCAUUGCACGUGAAACGGCACGUAGACUCGGUCUCGGAACCAACAUUUACAAUGCCGAACGACUUGGUGUCACUGGCGCCGGCUCCAUGUCCGGCUCGGAAGUGAAUGACUUUGUUGAGGCCGCUGACGGCUUCGCAGAAGUCUACCCCCAGCACAAGUACAGUGUAGUUGAGAUUCUCCAGCGACGCGGCUAUCUGGUGGCGAUGACUGGCGAUGGUGUGAACGAUGCUGCUUCGUUGAAAAAGGCGGACACGGGAAUUGCGGUAGAGGGCGCGUCGGAUGCGGCCCGCUCCGCUGCUGACAUUGUCUUCUUGGCACCCGGUCUGUCCGCAAUCAUCGAGGCGAUCAAGAUCGCUCGGCAGAUCUUCCACCGCAUGUACUCAUAUGUGGUGUUCCGGAUCGCCCUGUCCAUUCACUUGGAGAUCUUCCUCGGGCUCUGGAUGGUGAUCAAGAAUGAGACCCUCGACCUCCGCCUGAUUGUUCUUCUCGCUAUCUUUGCCGACAUUGCGACCUUGGCCAUUGCAUAUGACAACGCUACUUAUUCGCAGUCCCCUGUCAAAUGGAACCAGCCAAGGCUCUGGGGUGAGUCAAUUGUCCUGGGCUUCAUUCUCGCAGUCGGUACCUGGGUGACUCUGGGCACUAUUCUGUUGCAAGGCGAGGACGGCGGUGUUAUCGAAGGCUGGGGUUCACGAGAUGAGGUCUUGUUCCUGGAGAUUGCUCUGACUCAGAGCUGGUUGAUUAUGAUAACUCGCAUCAGUGGAUCUAAAUCGAGAUCGUUCUGGGCAAACUGCCCAUCAUUUUACCUUAUCGUCGCCGUGGGUGCUGUCGAUCUGACCGCAACCUUGAUGGCCGCAUAUGGUGCCUUCGGUCAAGCCACAUCCUGGUUGACCGUCCUCCGUGUGUGGAUUCUCUCCUCUGGUGUGACAUGUGUAAACACACUGGCUUACAUCUUGAUGCAUAACUCGCAAAGGUUCGACAACCUUAUGCAUGGGAAAAGUCCUCGAAAGAAGUACGGAGAGCGCUCGUGGGAAGACUUCGGCCUUAACAUGCAGCGAAUGGCCAAACAACAUGAGAAGACCACUUAG